Molecule: messenger RNA, 7968 nt
Organism: Coturnix japonica (Japanese quail)
Lineage: Eukaryota; Metazoa; Chordata; Aves; Galliformes; Phasianidae
Source: RefSeq, a predicted model, not a curated record
GCGUCGCUCGGCGGAGUGCGCGGCGGGCGGGGAGGCGCGGCGGGGCCCCCGGUGCCUUUAGCACGAGCAGCCGGUGCACGGACACAGCGCCGGGACCGGGCGGGCACACGGCGCUGCUCGGCACCGAGCCGGGCCCGCAGCACGAGGGGAACGGCCCGACCUUACUCCGCACCAUGAUCCCGCUGUCCCGACCCUGCGCUGCUCGGCCCCGCGACUCCCGGCCCGGCCCGUUUUGGCGCUGAUCGCCCCGGCCCCGCCAUGGAUGGCCGCGACUUCGCGCCCGCCCCGCGGCUGUUACCGGAGCGGGGCGGCCUCGGACAGCGGCACGGAGCGGGGCGCGGCCCGGGCUCGGCUCCCCCCGGUCCGUUCCAACACACCAAGUUCUUCCCAGCACCCAUCUCUAUGGCCACGCACUCAGCAGGGAGCGGACUGAUGGGGAGUGCACCGGCCUCAUCCUUCAUGGGGAGCUUCCUGAGUGGCAGCCUGGGCUCGGGAGCCCCCAGCCACCCCUCGGGCCCCACUGCCUCCCCCCCAGAGCCGGCUUUCCAUGGGCCACACUCCGGCACCUCCCAGAUCUGGUUCUCACACUCCCAUGAAGCACCGGGGUACCCCCGCUUCUCCGGGAGCCUGGCAUCCACCUUCCUGCCCAUGAGCCACCUGGACCACCACGGGAACAGCAACGUCCUCUACAGCCAGCACCGCUUCUACGAGAGCCAGAAAGAUAACUUCUACCUGCGCAACCUGCCCGCCCAGCCCGCCCUGCUCCCCACUGGCCACGGCUUCCCCGGCAUCACCCGUGCCGCCCCCGGCCCCCCCGCCGGCUCCUGCAGCCGUGAGCGUGACGCCGGCCCCGUGCCCAAGACCCCCAAGGACUACGACCGCUUCCUGGCGGCCAAGGAGAAGGCGAGCAAAGCGGACAGCAAGGAGCGGGUGCAGGAGGACGAUGGCAAAGAGCGGCACCGCGCCGUGCUGCCGGUGCCACCCGAGGGGCACUGCAAGGAGGGGCUGCCACCCCGAGCGGGCACCAAGCACCUGCCCUCCUGCCUGCUGGGUGCCAAGGGGCUGGAGGGCGAUGGCCGUGCCACGCUCCCCAGCUGUGCCGGCAGCGCUCUGCCCCGUGCCGUGCGCUGCGCCAAGGAGCCGUGCCGGGAGCCCACCGCCCCCGAAGCCCCCCCGGCGUACGGCGAGUGCCUGGAGCGGCGGCAGAUGCUGCACCACGCCGUGUCCUACGCUGUGCCCGCUGGGCCGGCCCCGCUCGGUGCCGCGGCCGCCGGUUCCUUCCCGUGUCUGCAGCUUCACGCCGGCCCCGACGUGCUGUGCCCGCUGCCGGAGAAGGGCGGGCGGGAGCUGAAGCUGAGCGGUGCCACCUUCGUGCCUUCGGUGGGACACCUGACGGACAAGAGCCGCUCCUUCCAGGUGGCGGCUGAGGGCUGCGGGAUGGAGCGCGCCGAGGGCAAGGAGCGGCACAGCGACACCGAAGCCCCAAGUGCUGCAUAUGGGGCUGCGUUCCACCACGGCAAAGCUGAGGGCAAAGCCGAGCGCAGGAUGGAGUGGGGCGGCCCUGGCGCGCGGCUGAAGGGCUUGGAGUACCUGGGGGGCGGUGGCGGAGGGGCGGCCGAAGGGACCCCCUAUGCUGCCCUCGGCCCCCCACCCAAGGGUGCCCUGGAGAAGGGGUACUUCGAGGUGCCGCCUGCCCCUGACUGCGCCCGCGCCCCACACCACGGCGAGCCGCUGGGCGCCAAGCUGGGCCCCUCCUGCUGCACUUUAGAGAAGGGCCCCAAGGAGCCCCCCCCGCAGAAGGUGGCGCGGAUCCGGCACCAGCAGCACGGCACCGGCAGCGAGGCGGAACAGUCUGAGGGUCAGCGCAAAGCUCUGGAGCUGAACUCGCUUGGCUACACCGCACCCCAUCUGCCCCCCUGGGGCAUGCAGGGCCAGGGCCCCCCCAUGGGCAUGGCGGAGGAGAGGAAGGGCUCCUACCUGGACCCCUUUGGAACGGGUCUGCAGCAGGCUGCACUGAUGACUCAGGGCUCGGUGCUGAGCCAGGAUAUGCCCACUCCCCCGGAUGAGGUCUCAGCCAUGAAGAACCUCCUCAAGUACAGCAACCAAGCACUUAUUGUGGGUCAGAAGGCAGCUCCCUUCGUGGGGCUGGGCAGCAUCAAGGGCAGCUGUGCCCACCAGGAUGCCAAGUUCCCCCCCCCGGCCAAGGGGCAGCCGGAGCUGCCGGACUGCGCCCGAAGCCGCGAGCAUGAGCUGGGGCACGGAGAGGGUGAGGUGCGUCAGCCACCUGUGGGCAUUGCUGUGGCCGUGGCACGGCAGAAGGACACGCUGAGCCGUCCUGAGCCCUCCUAUGGCAGUGGGUCCAGCCGGCAGGGCAGGACGGCUGCUGGCAUCAAAGGUAAAGGGCUGGGGGACGGGGUGGGCUGGGGGUCCCUUUGGGGCCGUGUUCACCUGUGUCUUCUCACAGCCGGCACCACGCGGCCCAUGCAUGUCAUCGACCUGGAGGCAGAGGAGGAGAGGGGACGGCUCUGCGAGGAGCGCCUGGGGCUGCCAGGACGAGAGCUGCUGCUCCAGGACAACAAGGAGCUGGUGGAGUUUGCACGGAUGCACCCCUCAGGGGGGUGUCCCGGAGACCUCACCCCCCACCUGAUGAUGGCGGGGGGCUCCUCGCUGCCAGCAGGGCAACUCGGGGGGGACCCGGCUGCCCACGCACACCCCGCGCACACGCACUGGCUGCCCCGCACCCGCAGCCCCUCCAUCUGGAUGGGGGGGCACUCCUACGGCAUUGGCCACCCCGCGCUGCACCAGAACCUGCCACCCGCCUUCCCUGCCUCCAUGCCCAGCACCAUGCAGCCCGUCUUCCCCCUCUCCCAGGAGCCCCCCACCCAGCUCGUCAUCCUGCCCACCGAGCCCCCUGCCCACGGCACCCCCCACACGCUGGCUGACGUGAUGGACCAGGCGUCACUGUGGCCCCCCAUGUACCCAGGCCGGGGUCCCAGCGCCCACCUGCAGCACACGGGGCAGCUGCCUGUGUACUCGCGCUCCCAGUUCCUGCGGCAGCAGGAGCUCUACGCCCUGCAGCAGCAGCGGGCGGCCCAGGCCCUCGAGAUCCAGCGCCAGGCUCACGUCCAGCGCAAGCCGGAGGAGCAGCCCCUGGAGCUGGAGGACGUGGGUCCCGAGAAGCCCCUCAAGCCCUCUCACAAAGCAGUUGCCUUAAACCCCCCGGCCAAGGCCAUGUCCUCGGCGGCACCUGGGCCCCCCAAGCUGUCCCCCUGCUGCCACUCCCCGGCCCUGCGGCACCCAGCCAAGUGCCCUGUGGCGCUACCCACAGCCCCCUGCACUUUACCCGUCUGCCCCACCGCCAGCUCCGCCGUGGCCCCGCGCUCCCCAGCUGACAGCCCCGUCCCCGUGCAGAGCAAGGGCAGCGAUGGCGAGGACAAGCGUGGGGAGGGACAGCCGCCCCGUGACUACCCCAAGUCCCUGGAGCCAGACCUGCCCCCAGGGUACAGCUACCCUGCGUCCAGCAUGGGCUUCUCAGAGGUGCCCCCCGCCGAGCCCGCAGACCCCGACACCAUGCAGGCGGGCUCCCCACCAGCUGAACCCGAGCAGUCCCGGACCUUCAGCCCAGCCGAAGAGCCCAGUGCAGAACAGGAGCUGCCAUCCACGGGGGCUUCAGCCGAGGGUCCAGGUGCCAUGUUGCACCGGCACCACCUGCUGCUGGCUGCGGCACCGGGUGCUGUGCCCGGAGAGGAGAACUUCGGGGUGUGCAGGGAAACGGCAGCAGUGUUGGAGCAGAGCUCUGUAGAGCAGCAACACCCGGUGCCCACGGAGGGAUCCUCUCUGCUGGGCCCCCCGGACGGUGAAGAGGAGGAGGAGGAGGAGGAUGAAGAAGAGGAAGAAGAGGAAGAAGGUGACAGCGAAGGCUCAGGGCUGGAGAGCAGCUGUGAUGAGGAGGAGGAGGAGGAAGGUGAUGACCCCAGCCGUGCACCCAGCAGGCAGCAGUGCUGCUCAGGAGGGCUGGAGGCUCUCAUCGCUGCUGGCAUCGACCUGGGGGAGCUGCCAGCACUGGGGUCCCCCGAGGAGCCUCCCCCAGCACCCCCGUCUCCUGCGCCCUGCACUGUGGGGCUGCCUGGCAUCGCGCUGCUCAGUGAGCUGGCUGAACUGGAGCUGCGUCAGCGCCGCUGUGACUUGGCCGUGGAAGGGGAGGACGAGGACCUGCUGGCCUUCAACCUACAGAACCUGGCCACGGUAGCAGCUGCCUGGUCGCUGGUGGAGGCGGCCAGCCGGGAGGGCAGCCCCCCAGCACUCAGCCCCCUGCCCACCUCCCCUCCACCCCGUGCUCGUGUGCCACGCCGCAAGUACACCUGGACCCCCAAAACCAAGGCGGUGUGCCCACUGAAGGCGGCCAUCGAGCAGCUCAACACGCAGGAGGUGGAGGUGCGGAUGCGGCUGGCUGAGCUGCAGCGACGCUACAAGGAGAAGCAGCGUGAGCUGGUGAAGCUGCAGCGGCGGCAUGAACACGAGCGUGACGAGAGCUCGCGGAGCCCAGCGCGGCGCGGGCCGGGGCGGCCGAGGAAGCGCAAGCACUGCAGCACACUGAGCCGGGCCGAGAGCCGCAAGGUCAAGGCGGUGCAGAGCAGCCUGUCCCUGCUGUGUGCUGAGCUGCAUGCUGAGCCCCAGCCCAAGAAGAAGCGCAGCAAACUGGAGCAGCAGUACGGAGCCAUGGCGGGGGCUGCGGAGAAGGUGCAGCACAAGAAGAGCAGUGCGCAGAGCAAGCUGGCUUGUAAGGUGGCUCACAAGGUGUCGCAGCUGAAGCAGAAGGUGAAGAGCAAAGGGCUCCCUGCUGGCAUCAGCCCCUUCCGACGGAAAGAGCCCAACCCCGGUGGCCGCAUCCAGAAGAAGCUGUCCCGCCCCAAGAGCUCCAAGGGCACGGCCAAGUACCAGCCACAGGAGCCUGACCCCCAUGAGGUCUCUGGCUUCAAAGAUGGGCACGAGGACUCAGACAGCGAUGAUGGGGACCAGGAGGCCGACCUUGCUAUGCUGCCCUCGGUGCCCAUGGCUGUGCUGGGGCCCUCCCCAUCCUCUGUGGUGAAGAUGGAGGCCAAUGAGAAGGCGAAGAAGAAGAAGGAAAGGCAGGGGCUGCUAGGACCGUGCCGCCUGGGCAGCCCUGAGGGCGAGGUGAAGAUCAAGAGGCGUCCAGGCAAACCGGGGGUUGGCAAGCUGGAGAAGGUGCCGGCACGGCGCAAAACAGGCAGCUGUGAGGAGGGGGGCAGCAAGAAGAAGCUGAAGGCGAAACCCAAAGAGAGUCUCCGGGUGGCCGGACCCAGCGGCCCCAGCUCUGCUGGCCCCCCCUCUGCAUGCAGCCUGUUUGGGGCUGCAGACCCCCGGCACUUUGGGGCGAGGGAGGAUGGUGCACGGCUGGCCAGUGAGAGGCUCAAGAAGGCCACGCGCAAGAGCAAGGUCCUGCAGUCAGCAUUGAGGAGGAAGAACGGGGCCCUCUCGCUGGCCCUCUCACCCCGGAGUGCCAAAACCAUCCUGAGCAAGGGCAAGAAGCUGGGCAAGGUGAAGAGCAAAGUGGCCAGCAAACAGUGCAAGGGCCGGGCGGUCAGCAAGCUGCUGGAGAGCUUCACUGUGGAGGACGACUUUGACUUCGAUGACAACAGCAGCUUCUCAGAGGAGGAGGAGGAGGGCAGUGCAGGUGGGCGCCGCUCCCCCCCACCCCACACCUGCGCCAUCCAGAAGGAGGACCUGCGGGACGGGCUGCACAUCCUCAUCCCAAAGGAAGACAGCCUGCUGUAUGCCGGCAGCGUGCGCACCAUCCAGCCCCCCGACAUAUACAGCAUCAUCAUUGAGGGCGAGAGGGGGAACCGGCAGCGCAUCUACUCACAGGAACAACUGCUGCAGGAGGCAGUCCUGGAUGUGCGGCCGCAGUCACGGCGCAGCCUUCCUCCCGGCACCCGUGUCUGUGCCUACUGGAGCCAGAAGUCCCGCUGCCUGUACCCGGGGAACGUGGUGCGAGGCUCCUCCAGCGACGAGGAGGAGGACGACCCCGAGGCGGUGAUGGUGGAGUUCGAUGAUGGGGACACGGGACACAUUGCUGUGUCCAACAUCCGUCUGCUGCCGCCUGACUUCAAGAUCCAGUGCACGGAGCCUUCCCCUGCACUGCUGGUGUCCAGCUCCUGCCGGCGGAACAAGCGCUCCUGUGGCGACAUGGCUUCCCCUGGAGAGCUGCCCCCUGGGCUGUGCACAGAGCGGCACGAUGGCACCAAGGGCCCCAGGAGUUCGGGCAAGAAGGCGAUCUGCAAGGAGAAAAGUGGCAAAGCCCUGGAGCUGCUGUCGGGCAGCCGAGCUCCGGUGCUGGGUGAUGCACUGGGGCGGCGGGGCAGCCCUCUGCUCAGCUGGUCGGCGGUGGCACAGACCAAGCGGAAGGCAGCGAGCAAAGGCACAGCCGUGCUGCAGAACCUCUUCCAGGUGAACGGCAGCUCCAAGAAGCUGCGUGCCAAGGAGGCCCUGUUCCCCGUGCACCACCACGUCACCGCUCCCGUCUUCGGCAACGGCUUCGGGGCCGACUCGUUCAGCCGCAUCGCCAGCUCCUACGCGUCCUUCGGGGCCGGUGCCGGGCUGGUGCUGCCGGCCGCUCAGAAGCUUCUGCGCUGCAAGAAGGCAGAGAGGCUGGAGGCCGAGAUGGGCAAAGGCGGCCGGCGCAGGGCGGGCAGCGAGUUCCUGGUGAAGCUGGACCACGAAGGGGUGACAUCCCCCAAGAACAAGAACUGCAAGGCCCUGCUGCUGGGCGACAAGGACUUUGGGGCCAAGCUGGAGCGGCCGCUGGCCAGCGGCUACACGCAUUCGGUGCUGGGCAAGGAGAGGAAGGGGAGGGCGGCCGUGCACCCGCUGCCAGUGGGGCUGGCGCUGCGCAAGUACUCGGGUCAGGCCGAGUUCAGCCUGAACUGCGACAGCGACUGCCACAGCUCCUACUCGGACAUGGACGAGGAGGAGGACGCGGGCGGGCUGGGCACCGAUGUGCCCUCACGCUUCAUGACCCGCCUGUCAGUGUCCUCCUCCUCCUCGGGCUCCUCCACCUCCUCCAGCUCCGGCUCCAUCUCCACCUCCAGCCUCUGCUCCUCCGACAACGAGGACUCGUCGUACAGCUCGGAGGACGAGGACUCAGCGCUGCUGCUGCAGACCUGCCUCUCGCACCCGGUGCCGGCGCUGCUGGCUCAGCCCGAGGCUCUGCGCUCCAAAGGCUCCGCGCCGCAGCGCUGCUUCCUCACCAAGGCAGCAGCCGCCGGCCCCAAGGCCAAGCUCAAGCGCAAGGAGGCCCUCAGCUUCUCCAAAGCCAAAGAGUUCUCCCGGAGGCAGCGGCUGCCCUCGGUGGAAAACCGGCCAAAGAUCUCCGCCUUCCUGCCCGCGCGACAGCUCUGGAGGUGGUCGGGGAACCCCACUCAGAACGCUCUGUACCAGUCGUGCCACGAGGACGAGAACGACGUUCAGACCAUCUCCCACAAGUGCCAGGUGGUGGGCAGGGAACACUACGAGCAAAUGACCCGCAACAAGAAGUACCAGGACCGUCAGGAUCUCUAUUACCUGGCUGGAACCUACGACCCAACCACAGGCCGCCUCGUCACCGCCGAUGGAGUGCCCGUCCUCUGCUGACCCACGGGGACAUGGGGAGGGGGCACGCAGCCCCCCUGCACUCCCCCCACCCCCCCUGGCCAUUAUGCAAAGCCCAGCCCGGCCCUGGGGCGAUGCAGGGAGGGGUAUGGGGGGGGGACUCCCGCACAAGCCAUAACUUUCCCUUUAGUACCUCUGACUGUUUGCCAGCAGGUAAAGCAGAAAUCAGGUGUGUUGUUCUAUUUAUUUCGCGUGUAAAUAUCGGGGUUAUUUUGGGGUCCUUUGGGGGUUAUUUGGGGUUAUUUCUGUUUCUGCCGGGAAGUUUUAUGGAGAAAACAUUAAAAAAAAAAAAAAAAAAAA